CCCUGACGGGGGCAAAGGACAGUCUGGAUUCUAAAGCUGGGUUAGAUUCCAUGGCCAGUCCUAAUUCUAAAACCUCAAUGGGGUCCAAAGACAGCCUGGAUUCUAAAAGUGGUUCUGCUUCCAAAACCAGUUUAGGAUCAAAGGACAGCCUAGACACCAAACCCAGUCCUAAUUGUAAGUCCAGGACGGGGUCCAGAGAUAGCCUUAAUUCUAAAACUGCAACAGAAAACAAAGCAAGCAAAACCAGCCCCAAUUUUAAGAUACAUGUGGAUUCUAAAUCUAGUAUGGGGUCAAAGGAUGACCUAGAUCCUUUAACUCUGACUCCUUCAGACUCUAAAACCAGUUUCAAUCACAAAACCAGCCCAAGUUCUAAACCAGGCUCUGAGUUGAAUCUCAGCUCUGAUGUUCUCUCCAGUUCUAAACCUGGUCCAACGCAUUUCACCUCUAAACCUUCUCUGGUGCUCACUGGAUUGGUCUCUCCCAUGUCCUCUCGAACUGGUCUGUCUGGGCCCAAAGACAGCAACCCCAAGGCCCCAAGCUCCAGUGCCAAGCCCAGUCCAGACCCUAAAGUUGCUUCAGAUUCUUCUAAGCCUGGACCAAUUCGAUCUAGCUCAAAGUCAGCUAUCGCAGACUUGUCUACCUCCUCACUGCUCUCUCCGAGACCAAGUUCAGCAAGUAGGAGUCCUGGGUCUGCUCCUCGCAAAACUCUUGGUUCUAGUUCGGCUGGACCAAACAGGGGGGCCCCGAGAAGUCCUGGUGCUGCUCCAGGCCUGCUGACUCCUCUGGCCACCUCCAGCCCAAAAACCAGAACAACUCUUUCCUUGACAAUGAUCCAAGGACCCACACCAGAGCCUACCGCAGUUACCAGUCUAACGCGGGGUCUCACUUUUGACACGAUCAACAGGACGUCGGCAAAAACAGGUGCUGCCGAAGCAGAAGAACAUUUAAAACCGACAGAGACCAAAGUGGGAGCUGCAGUAGGACUGGUGGUGUCCCAGGGGGCAAUGCAAGGGGUAGAUGUGACUGACAAUGCAGGGUCGACAGGAGAUAAGAGGAUACUAGGCACGCCGCUGAGCAAACCAACUCACCUGGGAGACACAAAUGCCAUCCCCGCUAGUAGCAACAUGCUGUCAUCAAGGGCAACAGGUGUGGAGAAUAAAAAGGAAGAGAAGAGAAAACAGGAGAGGAGUAAGCAAAAAGAUGUUCGAGGGAGUUCUUCUUCUCUCUCUCCUUCAUCUUCCCUCCAUCCUCUUUCCACUCAUCCAGCGAGAUCCAAGACGGUUAGGGAGACAGCUACCAUGACCGACCCGACUGAGAUCCUUCAUCUGCAGGGAGGAGAGCGAAGAGAGGUGGGCAUCCAAGUGGAGGGGGUCGAACACUUGGCGUCCACCAGCUCCAGCCUGCAGACGGGAGUUCCAUCUUCAUCCCUGAUUGGCUCCCCAAACUGUUCAUCAGGAGCAUUGACCUCACCGACAGCCCCGUCACUGUGCUGCGUCCCCGCCGGGCAGCCACCUUUCCAGCACGUCUGCAAGAUCGACAUCGAGUUGCGCAGCCAAUCGGUGAUUCCCUCUGUUGUGACUGACCGGGCUAGUUCCCUCCCUGCCUGUCUACGUACGUACAGCUUCCAGCAGAGCCCCGCCCUCACUUCGGAGCUACAACUUGGACAAAAACAAGACGUGAGUGCUGAGAGCAUCUGGGAGGAUGACGAGGAAGGAAGGGAGGGGGUAGCAAGGGAGCAAAAGGAGAAGGAAGAGGGUGUGGAAGGAGAGGAUAGGAAAGAGACGGAGAAGCCACAGGAAGUAGCAUGGGACAAACAGGGGAGGACGUGGGAAGUGUACGGCGCCUCGGUGGACCUGGAGUCCCUAGGCACGGCGAUUCAGUCCCACCUGGAGUCAAAGAUACGGGAGCAGGAGAAACACAUCCGGACUCUGAGGAAGUCUGUCUGCUCCGACAGCAGCCUCAAAGGGUACAAGAUGAAGAAGAGGAAGAAGAGGAGAGGAGGGAUUCUGGGAUGCUGCAGGAAGGCGCCUGCUGUGGCCGACUGAGACUUGUCCAAAACGUUACAAUCCUUUUUACAACAGACUUUAAAACACAAGUGUUCACAUCUAACUGUUGACCUUUACCUCUUCACAAUAGGCCUGCAUGUGUGUCCUCAAUAUUGAUUACUUCAAAUAGAAUAGCAAUAAAACUCUCAUGCACAAAAUAAGUUUCAUACAAGUUUUAGGGUAGCUGCUGGUUUCAGAAAAUCCCAUUGGCAGAGUUGGGUCGAUUUCUGGUUUUGACAGUCUG
Molecule: messenger RNA, 2289 nt
Organism: Centropristis striata (black sea bass)
Lineage: Eukaryota; Metazoa; Chordata; Actinopteri; Perciformes; Serranidae
Gene: gprin3a
Product: GPRIN family member 3a
Exons: 2
Coding region: 51-2045 (664 amino acids)
Biological process (GO): neuron projection development
Cellular component (GO): plasma membrane
Source: RefSeq, a predicted model, not a curated record